Molecule: messenger RNA, 4731 nt
Organism: Rubroshorea leprosula
Lineage: Eukaryota; Viridiplantae; Streptophyta; Magnoliopsida; Malvales; Dipterocarpaceae
Source: the annotation of a GenBank genome assembly
GCCCAUGGAUUGGUGCAGGAAAAAGUCCCACAAAAAAAAGAAAAAGAAAAAAAAAAGGGGGUGGCACAGCUGUAUUUUCCGCAUUCCAGUUCCAGCCCAUCGGUUGGUGUGUGAAAAAGUUUUUUUUUAAAAAAAAAAAGUUGUACAGCUGGAUUUCCCACAUUCCAUGGAUUGGUCUGGGAAAAAAGAAAAAAUUGUAUUCAGAUUCAACUCAAUGCAUCUGUAUAAUAAUUGCCUCCAGCUAACUUUACCCCCACUGCAUCAUUCUAUCCUGUUUUGUGCUCUAGAAUUUCCAAAUUACAAGUCAUUUUCGAUCUACCAAAACAAAGAUGGCAGCAGAGAUGGCAGCUGAGCUUCUGCUUGGUCCUGUUGUGGAUUUCACCGUAUCAAAGGUGUUUGAACAGCUCGACUUAGCUGUGGGAUUCAAGCUGGAGCUGAGGAGGUUUCGUCGCAGCCUGGAGAUGGUCAGGGGUGUGUUGCGUGACGCAGAGCAGAGGUGUGUGGCGGACAGCUCUGGUGUGAAGCCUUGGCUUGAAGGACUCCGGAGUAUAGCUGAAGAGGCUGACGAGGUGAUGGAUGAAAUUUCAUAUGAAAAUCUGCGACGCAAGGUAGCAGCUAAGAAACUUAUGCUGAAACAGGUCAGCUAUUUCUUUACAGCCUCCAAUCCUAUAGCAUUUCGCCUCAAAAUGGCUAACAAGAUUAAGAAUUUGAAUGCUGAGCUAGAUGUCCUUAACACCAGGGCCACUGGGUUAGGACUUCAAGUUCAACACAGACUUGAAACAACUCCUGAACCUAGAGGAAUCCGGCAGACGGACUCCUUACUAGGUGAACCAUCAGGAGUCAAAGGAAGAGAUGGUGAUGUUCAAAAAAUAGUUAAAUUAUUGAUAGACUCCAGUACUCAGCAGCCUCUCUGUGUAGUUUCUAUUGUGGGUAUUCCAGGCCUUGGGAAAACUACUUUGGCAAAACAAGUGUGCAACAAUGACCAAAUACAGGCACAUUUUUCCAAUAAUAUUAUUUGGAUAUGUGUUUCUGAUAAUUUUGAUGUGAUGAGAAUUUUAGUACAGAUGCUAGAGUCUCUUAGCGAAGGUCAUCGUGAGAAUAUUACAAACCGGAAUGUUAUAGUUAAAAAAAUAAAAGAAAAGCUGGGGCAAAAAGAAAAGCUGGAGCAGAAAGAAAAGCCGGGGCAGAAAAAUUACCUUCUUAUUCUAGAUGAUGUCUGGAAUGAAAAUAGGCGGGAAUGGGAAGACUUAAGGGAUUGUUUGUUAGGGUUAAGUGAAAUGAAUGGGAAUAGGGUCCUCGUCACAACCCGAAUUCAAAAUGUGGCAACAGUGAUGGGAGUACUUCCUGAGCAUGUGCAUUGCCUCAAGCAGCUAAAAGAUGAUGAUUGUUGGUCUGUAAUCAGGCAUAGAGUAUUUGGCAACUCUCCUAUUCCUUCAGAAUUGGAGGAAUUGGAGACUAUUGGGAGGGAAAAUGCCAAAAAAUGUAAAGGUGUACCUUUAGUUGCAAGUGUUAUAGGAGGGAUUUUGUGCAAUAAUCGCAACAAAGAUGCCUGGUGUGAAGUAUGGGGUUCAAUAGAAGAGGCUGAUGGAGUUUUGCCUGUACUGCAAUUGAGUUUCAGUCGCCUGCCAAAACCAGCUUUGAAACAAUGUUUUGCUUUCUGCUCAAUUUUCCCCAAAGAUUUUGUCAUGGAAAAGGAGAUGUUAAUUCAGCUCUGGAUGGCUCAUGGAUUUCUUUCUUGUGAAAGACAAAUGGAGAUGGAGGCUAUUGGUGACAAGUAUUUUAAUGACUUGUUAUCUUAUUCCCUUUUUCAAGAUGCAGAAAAAGAUUCUUGUGGGGGAGUUAUUGCCUGCAAGAUGCAUGAUUUAAUACAUGAUCUUGCACAAUCUGUUUCAGAGCCUCAAACAUUGAUUUUGGGGAAUGGUAGUGGGAGUAAUAUUACUGCAGACAUUCGUCAUUUGAAUCUUCUUUCUGAUGAAGGUAUGGCAGCACUAGAAAUAGGGGAUGCUAUGCUAGAACUGCACACAUUGUUUUCUGAGACUAAGGUCUUUCCCAACAUUCCUGCAAACUUCGAAAAGAUGCGGGUCCUCAGCUUUUGUGGUGCCAAUAUUGACAAGUUGCCUGCUGUAUUGAGAGAGCUGAAGCAUUUGAGAUACUUAGAUGUUUCUAAAACCCCAAUCAAAGAACUUCCAAAAUUUAUCACCAAGUUAUAUCAGUUGCAGACUCUUAGUUUUAUGGAUUGUUAUUGCAUAGAGAGACCUUUGGAAGGAAUAGGGAAUUUAGUCAAUUUGAGACAUCUUUAUUUCAAUUUUGAGAAGUUGAUGCCAGCAGGGGUUGGUACUCUAGCUUGUUUACAAACGUUAAAAUUAUUUGUUGUGGAUCAGCAGAAGGGACGUCAGAUUGAAGAAUUGGGAGGCUUAAGUCAACUCAAGGAGACAUUAGAAAUAACUAAAUUGAAGAUGGUUAGAAACAGAGAGGAAGCUAUUAUUGCAAAACUUUCUGAAAAGACUACAAUUCAGGAGUUGGCACUGCAUUUUGACGGAAGAUUAGAACCCUAUCGAGGGAGGCAGUCUGGUGGGGCUAAGGAGUACUCACCAGAAUGUAGAUCAGAAGAAAGAAGGAAACAUGAUGAAGAUGUCUUGGAAGGCCUCCAACCUCACUCAAACCUGAAAAGCCUAAGCAUUAGUAAUUAUUGUGGUGAAAAGUGUCCUUCAUGGAUGUUGGACGAUCUUGGCAAUUUGGGUGAAUCAACUCAUCUCAGAAAUCUGGAAUUGGAAAGCAUGCCACCACUUUCACUCAACAGUGGCGCAAAGGUGCAAAUCGAACGAUGCAAGAAUCUGAAAAGUAUUGCAGAUUCACGUCUUCAGGUACUCAUUAUUGAUGGAUGUGAUGAACUAAUUAGUAUGGGGUUUGGAACACUUGCCACAAUGUCUCUCAAAGAAAUACGCAUAAGCUGGUGUUCGAAGUUAGAAAGUCUUCCCGUGUUGACUGAAUUACCAUACCUUCAUACACUUAGCCUUAAGGAAUGUGAGAAAUUGAGGGAUAUUGGUGAUGGUUUAUUUGCCUCCACGUGUCCUAAUCUGGAAGCGUUAACCAUUAGUGGUUGUAGAAAUCUGAUGUCCAUGCCUCGUCUAGAUGGGCUUUCAUCUCUUCAAAGUAUUAGUGUUGUUGUUGGCCAUGGGUUGAAAAGCAUAGGGGGGAGUUUAUCUGCCUGCACGAGUCUUAAGAGCUUGUCUAUAGGGCCUUGUGAUAGUCUGGAGUCGGUUCCAAGUCUAGAUGGGCUUUCAUCUCUUCAAAGUAUUAGUAUUGCUGGCCAUGGGUUGAAAAGCAUAGGGGGGAGUUUAUCUACCUGCACGAGUCUCAAGAGCUUGUCUAUUGGGCCUUGUGAUAGUCUGGAGUCGGUUCCAAGUCUAGAUGGGCUUUCAUCUCUUCAAAGUGUUUAUGUUAGGGACUGUGGGUUGAAAAGCAUAGAGGGUAGUUUAUCUACCUGCACGAGUCUGAAGAUCUUGUCUAUAGGGGGUUGUGAUAGUCUGGAGUCAAUUCCAAGUCUAGAUGGGCUUUCCUCUCUUGAGGAGUUGGCCAUAUAUGGCACUGAUUUUCCAGUGUCCAGGCUAGAUAAGCCGAAAUCUCUUAAAAUUAUGAUUUCGGGUUGUGGCCAAUUGAAAAGCAUUGGGGAGAGUUUAUCUAACUCCAUGUGUCUGAAGAACUUCUCUAUAUGUUACUGUAAUAGUCUGGAAUCGAUUCCAAGUCUAGAUGGGCUUUCCUCUCUUGAGACUCUAAGUAUAGAGAUUUGUGGUGGAUUAACAAGUUUGCCGAAUGGUCUGUCAUCUUGCACUGCUCUUGAGACCUUGAAAAUAAGCAACUGCAAUAAUCUGAUCUGGACAUCGGAGGAUUUGAGGGACUUGCGUUCUCUUGUUGAGUUAGAAAUUACAUGGUGUAGAGAGCUGAGGAACAUCCGAGGCCUAGGGGAGAUUCUUGGCUGCCUUACUCGAUUGAGGAAGCUGCAUUUUGGUGGUUUCUCAGCAGAAGUAGAGGAGCUAGAGGAAUACCCCAACCAACUUGAAGAAUUAAGUUUGAUUGGAUGGGAAAAACCAAAGUAUCUGCCAUGUCAAAUUCAACACCUAACUGCCCUUAGAAAACUCAGUUUAAGGCGUUUCCAUGGAAUCGAAGCUUUGCCAGAUUGGUUGGGAAACUUAUCCUCUCUUCAAUCUCUGUAUAUUAUCAACUGCCGGUCUCUGAGAUAUAUGAAAGCCAUACGACGUCUCUCAAAUUUAAAAACACUUGAUAUUCGGAAAUGCCCUGCGUUGAGAGGAAGAUGCGCCGCAGAAAGUGGUUCAGAGUGGAACAACAUUUCUCACAUUCCAAAUAUCUCAAUUGAUUGGAACGACAUUUUCUCACAUCUAGAUGAUGAUGAUGAUGCGUUAAUUGAUUGGAACGACAUUUACCCACAAAUAGAUGAUGAUGAUGCGUGAAGUGAAUUUGAAGAGAGACGCCAGAAGGAGGAUGAUGAUGAGUGAGAAAGACAAUUAACCGCAAGGAAGCCCUUGUUUUGUAGCAAAACCUAAUAAGCUCUACAGGUCUCUCAUUCUGCAUUAGAUUAAUUCUUUUUCUCUUUUUUUUUUUUUUUUAAUUUUUUUUUAAUUUUUUUUUUUUUUUACUUUUCGGAAAUUCUUGUUGUUUGGUGUUAUUGUAAGAAACCUUGUAAAACCCUCUUAAUAUAGUGAAGCUAUUUUU